AUGGCAGGAUGGGGACCCCGAGCAGCACCUGCCAGGCUGCUUCCAGGCCCAUCCCAGGAGCCAUCACCCACUAAAAGCCCAUUUCGAGAGGCACAGGGGCACAGUGCUCUCCCUCACCCACCUUACUUCAGCCCAGCUGAGCACAACCAGGAGAGAAGUGUUUGGUACCUUCACAGGGACUCUAUGAUCAAGCACCAGGCCCAGAAAGCUCCCCCUGGGCAGCACAGGCACUGUGGGCAAUGUUUCAGCCGGCACUGCCGCGCACCCAUUGAGAUCUCCGUGUCCUGCAUGGUGAUCAGCUGCCAGCUCCACUGUGGGGCCACCUUCCAUAUGUGCAAGGAGGAGGAGCACAAAUUACUCUGCCCCUUGGAGCAGGUGUCCUGCCUCAACUCAGCCUAUGGCUGCCCUUUCUCCAUGGCCCGCUUUAAGCUGGGGAAGCACCUCCAGGUCUGUCCAGCCAGUGUUGUCUGCUGCUCAAUGGAGUGGAACCGCUGGCCAAAUGUGGAUUCGGACACAACCCUGCACAAGAAUAUUAUGAGAGAGACCUUGAAUGAAGAAUGUCUGGACACAGCUUUGGCACUCAGAGACCAGAAAAUACUUUUCAGGACUUUGAAAGUAGCUGAAUUAUUUCCAGAAUGGAGGAAAAAGGAUGAACUGGAAGAACUAAUGGAUCAAGCGAUGGGUGGGGAAGCAGGUGCUGUGGGAGGAGCUGCCUGUGGUUCCCAAGAGGGCAAUGACCAGUUUGAGCUCAGCCAGCGUGAGCGGGAAGAUUUGGCAAAGGACAAGGAGGGAAUGGAUCUGGGGAGUUACAAAACCUGGGAGAACAUUUUCAGCAAAGAGCUUCUGGCUUGCCAGGUAACGGGCUCAGCAACCAGCACAGGACAAAAGACGGAGGAGGCUACUAAGAAAACAGCAUCAGCCUCUCAUGAGGCCAGCUCCACAGGGAAGGCCAAGGAAGAACCUGAUGGUGCAGAAGAGGGAAAGAGCCAAAAGCCUGAACAAGUUACACCAAGUAGAGUACUGAAUGGACUGGCUCCCUGGCAAGAAGGGGUCCUGGAGAGGCUGAAGAAGGAAGUGAGCGUAGCUGAUUACAACAUGUAUCUGGUACAUCACGGAGGAAUGCUCAUCCGCUUUGGCCAGAUGGCUGCUUGCACUCCUAGAGAAAAAGACUUUGUCUAUGGGAACUUGGAAGCCCAGGAGGUGAAGACUGUCUAUACCUUCAAAGUGCCAGUUAGUUACUGUGGCAAAAGAGCGCGACUAGGAGAUGCACUGGGCCACAAGAUGCCAACUUCAGACAAGUCAGUGGAUACUUCAGAACUGGGAAUAAAUGUAGAAGAACUACCUAAGACAAACAUAGUUGAAGCCACACUGCUCUGUGCACUGGAAAAAGAGCUGAAAGGCCAUGAGAUCUCUGAAGCAAGAGGUAUUGAUGGACUCUUUGUGGAUUUUGCAACACAGACAUAUAACUUUCCUUUGGAGCCCUUCUCCUCCAGUGCAGUUCUAGCAGAUAUUCUGGAUGAAAACAGCCCACCAGAACUGCACAUGGAGCUCUACACUGAAUCUGUAACCAGAAGACACAACAAAAGCAGUUCAGCUUUCACAUUCACUUGCAGCCAUUUCUUUAGGAGGGAUGAGUUCCCAUCCCACUUCAAGAAUGUGCAUGCUGAUAUUCAGUCAUGCCUGGACGGAUGGUUCCAGCAUCGCUGCCCACUGGCUUAUUUGGGAUGUCCUUUUGUCCAAAAUCACUUCCGCCCCGAGGGACUUAAGACCAAGGUUAUUUACAGCAAGCCUCUCAAGACAUUUGCUAUUAAACCAGAGGUGGACAACCUUCUUGCUGAACCAGGCAAGUGCAAUUCCAUAGUAGAUAGCCGAAGGAGAAACAAGGACUUGCUGAGCAGCCUCCCAGUGGAAGUGCUCAAGUACAUUGCAGGAUUUCUGGACAGCUUCAGUUUAUCUCAGCUAUCACAAGUGUCAGUGCUCAUGAGGGACAUCUGUGCCACUCUUCUUCAAGAGAGGGGAAUGGUCCUGCUGGUUUGGGAGAAAAAAAGAUAUUCCCAUGGCGGUACUUCUUGGAGAGCUCGCAAAAAGAUCUGGCAGUUCAGCAGCCUGUUCUCCAGAGUUCACAACUGGCAGCGCAGCGAUGUCCCAAGCAUGUCGGAGCACCUGAGGAAUUGUCCCUUCUACCAGGUGGAGCGCAGGACGGACCCCGUGCUGCUGACGGGCAUGAGUGAAUCUCGGGAGCAGACUCAAAAGACUUUGGUCUCUACUUUCAAGCACAGAGUCUGAACUUGCUUCCCCUCUGCCAUGCUUCCUCCAGGGGUCUUGAGAUGAAGA
This is a messenger RNA of Cinclus cinclus, 2334 nucleotides long. It is a transcript of the gene FBXO40, whose product is annotated as F-box protein 40. The transcript is spliced from 4 exons. NCBI's taxonomy places the organism in Eukaryota, Metazoa, Chordata, Aves, Passeriformes, Cinclidae. The record is from RefSeq and is a predicted model, not a curated record. The coding region runs from base 1 to 2286 and encodes 761 amino acids. Gene Ontology annotation, molecular function: protein binding; zinc ion binding; ubiquitin protein ligase activity. Gene Ontology annotation, cellular component: cytoplasm.